Perkinsus marinus ATCC 50983 is the source of this 195-nucleotide messenger RNA. Its product is annotated as ribosomal pseudouridine synthase, putative. The transcript is spliced from 2 exons. The annotation marks the transcript as partial. Gene Ontology annotation, biological process: pseudouridine synthesis. Gene Ontology annotation, molecular function: pseudouridine synthase activity; RNA binding. The record is from RefSeq and is a predicted model, not a curated record. NCBI's taxonomy places the organism in Eukaryota, Perkinsozoa, Perkinsida, Perkinsidae.
AUACUUCUGCGGAGAUCGGCUCGGGCCCAGCAAGCUCCUCAGCUCAUUCUGAAUACCGAGUCCUUGAGCGGUACGAAGAAGGUUGCACGUUAAUGUCAGUGCGAAUAACCACGGGUGUCACUCACCAGAUUAGAGUGCAUAUGGCUCAAGGUCUCGGACAUCCUAUAGUUGGCGAUAAGAAGUACACGCCGUCAG